UCCUAACGCAGAGGCACAAGGGCAAUAAGAAAAGAGAGAGAUAGAUAAAUGACGAUGAUGGCUCUGCUCUUGAACUCGACGAUGACUGUGGCUAUGAAGCAGAAUCCCGCGACCGCGGUAUCUUUUAUGCAGACUACUUGUUUGGGAUCUAGUUUUUCUCCUCCUCGUCAUCUUCAAGUUUCGUGUGUUGCCACUAACCCGAGGCGAGUUUUUUUCUUUUUAGAUCUUCAAUUCUUCGCGUUGAUCUCAAUGUAUUGUUAAUAACUUUUUCACUCAUUGGGUUUUAUAUACUUGCAUAUUAACAUAUGUUCUAUAAAUUACAAUAAGACACGAACCUGAUCAAAAUAACAGUGUUCUUAAUUAACGAUGAAAAUGUUACAGCAAGACGUUUCGACCCAUCAAAGAAGUAUCAAACCAAGUGACACACACAAUAACACAAGAGAAACUGGAGAUCUUCAAAUCAAUGGAGAAUUGGGCCCAAGAAAACUUAUUAUCUUACCUCAAACCCGUCGAAACUUCAUGGCAACCACAAGACUUUUUGCCAGAAACCAAAGACGAAGACCGAUUCUACGAACAAGUGAAAGAGCUAAGAGAUCGAACAAAAGAGAUCCCUGACGAUUACUUUGUAGUUCUUGUCGGAGAUAUGAUCACCGAAGAAGCAUUACCGACUUAUCAAACGGUUAUGAACACUCUCGACGGAGCCAAAGACGAGACCGGUGUUAGUCUAACACCGUGGGCGGUUUGGCUUAGAGCAUGGACGGCGGAGGAAAAUCGACACGGUGAUUUGUUGAAUAAGUACCUUUACUUAUCAGGUCGUGUUGAUACGCGACAUGUUGAAAAGACUAUUCAAUAUCUUAUCGGAUCCGGCAUGGACACCAAAUAUGAGAACAAUCCCUACAACGGCUACAUCUACACUUCUUUUCAAGAGAGAGCAACUUUUAUCUCCCACGCCAACACGGCGAAGCUAGCCACGACAUACGGCGACACAACUCUCGCCAAAAUCUGUGGAACAAUCGCGGCGGAUGAGAAGCGGCACGAGAUGGCGUAUACGCGGAUCGUCGAGAAGCUAUUCGAGAUUGAUCCCGAUGGUACCGUACAAGCUCUAGCGAGUAUGAUGAGGAAGCGAAUCACGAUGCCGGCUCAGCUGAUGCACGACGGUCGCGAUGACAAUCUGUUCGAUCAUUACGCUGCUGUGGCGCAGAGAAUCGGAGUGUAUACCGCGACGGAUUACGCAGGGAUUUUGGAGUUUUUGUUGCGGCGGUGGGAGGUGGAGAAGUUAGGGAUGGGUUUGUCCGGUGAAGGAAGGAGAGCACAGGAUUAUCUGUGUACCUUGCCGCAGAGGAUCAGGAGGUUAGAGGAAAGAGCUGACGAUAGAGUCAAACGUGCGUCAAAGUCUAAACCUUCUGUUUCGUUCAGCUGGAUUUACGGGAGAGAAGUUGAACUCUAAACGACAAUGGUUGUUGCGUUUCACUGUAUUAGACUCUUAAACGUUAUGGGCCUUACUAAUGUAAUAUGGGAAGUAAAUGUAAUAAAGAAACGCUAAAAGAUCUUGCGUUUUAGUGAAACACUGGGUUAUAACUACCAUAUGGCCCAUGGGCUUGAAAAUUAAGCAAAGAAAAUAUCUGAGUGGCAUAGACGUAAUUAAAAGAGUAGCUGAG
This is a messenger RNA of Arabidopsis thaliana (thale cress), 1658 nucleotides long. RefSeq names its product Plant stearoyl-acyl-carrier-protein desaturase family protein. Gene Ontology annotation, molecular function: stearoyl-[ACP] desaturase activity; oxidoreductase activity. Bases 464 to 1447 code for a protein of 327 amino acids. Gene Ontology annotation, biological process: fatty acid metabolic process. The record is from RefSeq and is marked reviewed. The transcript has 2 exons. Gene Ontology annotation, cellular component: chloroplast. Lineage: Eukaryota; Viridiplantae; Streptophyta; Magnoliopsida; Brassicales; Brassicaceae.